Messenger RNA from Aspergillus puulaauensis, 420 nucleotides. RefSeq names its product Got1 family protein (gene GOT1). The transcript has 5 exons. Gene Ontology annotation, biological process: retrograde transport, endosome to Golgi; endoplasmic reticulum to Golgi vesicle-mediated transport. The record is from RefSeq and is a predicted model, not a curated record. The coding region runs from base 1 to 420 and encodes 139 amino acids. Lineage: Eukaryota; Fungi; Ascomycota; Eurotiomycetes; Eurotiales; Aspergillaceae. Gene Ontology annotation, cellular component: Golgi membrane; COPII-coated ER to Golgi transport vesicle; Golgi cis cisterna.
AUGCCGUCCGUGUGGAUGACAGAUAACCAAAAAAUUGGGGUCAUAUUCUGCUCCGGUGGAGGCCUAUUCUUAUUCGGCGGAGUGCUCAUGUUCUUCGAUCGAUCAUUACUCGCCAUGGGAAACAUCCUCUUCCUGAUCGGCCUAACGCUAAUAAUCGGAUUUGAAAAAACCCUCGCGUUCUUCUCGCGCCGCCAAAAGCUCAAAGGCACUGCCGGAUUCGCCCUCGGCAUCAUUCUGAUCCUAUUCCGGUGGCCCCUAACCGGGUUUCUGAUUGAGCUUUACGGCCUCUUCAUUCUUUUUGGCGACUUUUUGGUCACGAUUGGCCAGUUCGCUGGGAAUAUCCCUGUUGUUGGACCCUUCAUCCAGCGAGUUUUGGAGACCCUCGCGGGUGGGAGGAGGAAUGCUGAGUUGCCGGUUUAG